ACGACUUUUGUGAUUCGUGGAAAUCGAAGAGACGGUCAGAGACGAAGAAUAGCCGAGAGGGUAAUCAAUGGCACUCCAGUGGCUGAUACUCGAAUGCGUGGUGGCGGUGGAGGCGGCCAUCGCUGUACUUCUCACUCUUCCAUGGCCCAAGAAGAUCGGUUCCCGGAUCGUUCCCCUAAUUUCCAUGCUGCUGCAGCCCUUCGCAACCAUUAUUCCCUUCGCCGUCUUCAACCUCUUAGAUCUUUACUGGAAGAGUGAGCACCGGCUAGAGUGUUCCUCCGAGGUGUGCACACAAGAGGAAAGAUUCCAUUACGAAAGAUCCAUAUAUAAAGCUCAAAAAAAUGUCAUUUUAUGUGUUUCAGUAUGUCUCCUUUAUUGGUGCAUGCAUCAGAUUUGCAAAUAUCAUAAGGAAAUUAAGCAACUAGAAGAAGUUGAGAAGAGAGCCAAGCACCAUUAACUUCAACCAUGGAGGUGCACAGUUAUCAGGAGAA
This is a messenger RNA of Phalaenopsis equestris, 491 nucleotides long. RefSeq lists its product as uncharacterized. Gene Ontology annotation, cellular component: endoplasmic reticulum; endoplasmic reticulum membrane. The transcript has 5 exons. The record is from RefSeq and is a predicted model, not a curated record. Lineage: Eukaryota; Viridiplantae; Streptophyta; Magnoliopsida; Asparagales; Orchidaceae. Gene Ontology annotation, biological process: endoplasmic reticulum to Golgi vesicle-mediated transport; intracellular protein transport. The coding region runs from base 68 to 457 and encodes 129 amino acids.